Rubroshorea leprosula is the source of this 919-nucleotide messenger RNA. Lineage: Eukaryota; Viridiplantae; Streptophyta; Magnoliopsida; Malvales; Dipterocarpaceae. The record is from the annotation of a GenBank genome assembly.
AAGACUGGAUGCAAGGCUAAGAUUAAUAUGAGGGUCAAUAAUGAAGGAACUUUCACCAUCUUUGGAGUUAACUUGGAACAUAACCAUACACUCAGCCCAAAUAAAUCGAGGUUCUUUAGAUGCAAUAAGGCAAUGGACUUACAUGUGAAGAAAAUGCUUGAAGUGAAUGAUGAAGCUGGAAUUUCAUUAAGUAAAAGUUUUUAUUCACUAGUUGUUGAAGUUGGAGGAUAUGAUAAUUUGCCAUUUAUUGCGAGAGAUUGCAGAAAUUACAUUGCCAAAGCAAGGCAAUUUAGGCUUGCGCCCAAAAAGGAACCCAGCCAAGCCGACAGCCCCACUUGGAAAAUUGGUAAGGAAGCUUGGAUUUUUCCCUUCUUUUCUUGUCCAAAAACCGGAUUUGGAGCCUUGGAACCUUCUCCCCCUGCUGGAAAUUCCAGAUUUGUUCUGCUCUGCGUCUUCCUCCCUUGCUGUCCGCGAAUUUCUGUUGGUGUGGGUGGCGAAUUUUCCGGGUUUUGGAUUUUGGGUAAUUCCGUGAGUUCCCCUGCAGAUUUCCGCCGGCUUCUCCCCCAGCCAAGCUCGGUUUCUGCAGCUGGAAAAUUAUGGUUCCUGAUCGUUCUGUCAGAUAGCACUGAGAUCGAGUCUUUGGUUUUAUGCGAGUGAGGAAGCGAAAUCGAGGACGGGUAAACCACGGGAAGUGCCGAGUUGGAAGGCUAGCCAUUUCGAGACUGAUAUAGAUUUUAGAGAUAAAUGAUGAUCUUGUAAACUCGACUUUAUUGGAGAUUUAUAAUAUUAAAGCAAAUUAUAAAAUUUGAUCUUCAGAUUUUGGUGGUAUCAGAUUGUGAUAUGGUUAAGUUCCGAGCCUUGUACAUUUGUGGAAUCCUCUCACGAGUGCACGGCAUAUGUCGCGCCUCGAAUUUGAGUU